Molecule: messenger RNA, 3482 nt
Organism: Phymastichus coffea
Lineage: Eukaryota; Metazoa; Arthropoda; Insecta; Hymenoptera; Eulophidae
Product: plectin-like
Exons: 13
Coding region: 145-2850 (901 amino acids)
Source: RefSeq, a predicted model, not a curated record
CGAGUGGCGAUGUCGGGAUCGUAGUUUCGGUGGCCGCGCGGUGUGCCAGUGUGUCUGUCCCUCGUACGUCGCGGUACCCGGGCGCGCGCGCGCGCGCGUGCAAAUCGAAGUCGUUCCGUCCCGCGAGUGGCAGCCUUCGGCAUCAUGUCCUUCUCCAAGGCGCGCAUUCAGCGCUUCAACGAGCUCACCAGUGAGGUGCCCCCGCCGGGCGCCUACGACCCCAAGUUCGGCGACCGGGUGCGCGGCUCAGUGGCGAUCGGCGCCAGCGCCGACAAGGCCGGCCCGGCCAGGAGCGUCAGCGACAAGGCCGCCGCCAGCAGCAGCAGCGACUGCGCCUCGUCGGUGUGCAGCCGCGCCAGCGCGGGCGCGACGCCGAUCAGGCCCUUCAGAACGCCGCAGGUGCCGAGGAAGCGCGCCGUGGUGCGGCCCACGGGGCUGGCCAGCUGCCCGCGCGCCAAGCCCGCAUGCCUGCACCGCGAGCAGCGCGCGCGCUACGAGCCGCAGCAGGAGCUGGUCGAUCUGCGCGUGGAGCUGCGCAACAAGGACAAGAGCAUCGCCGAGUGCGAGCGCCUGCUGGAGGAGCUGCGGCAGCGCGACGAGGCUCAGCGCGUCGAGCUGGGCGCCGCGGCCGAGGAGCGCGAGCAGCUGCGCGCGCGGCUCGGCCAGCUGGAGCGCGAGCUCGCCGCCUGCUCGAGCCUGCAGCUCGGCGGCGAGGAGCGCGUCGGCGACGAGCUCGACACUAGCGCCAUCCUCCGGGAGCUGGAGACGGCCGAGCUGCGGCGGGCGCACUGCGACACCGAGCGCCAGCUGCAGGAGGCGCGCGGCAAGCUGGAGCAGGCGGAGCGGCGCCUGGCAGAGUUGGAGCCGAGCGAGCCGGGCCUGGAUGCGCAGCUGGCGCGCCGGAUGGCGGGCGCGCUGCAGCAGUACUUCCGCGGCGGCGGCGGCCAGUGGGAGCCGGGCGGCGAGGCGGCGGCGCUGGGCUCGGAGGCCGAGCGCUUCCUCGCCGAGGUGCGCCGCCUGGGCGCGGAGCUGCGGCUGUCCUGCGAGCGCGACGCCGAGCUGGCGCGCGACCGCUUCAACGAGGAGCGCGAGGAGCUCGAGCAGCAGCUGGCCGCGCUGCAGGCCCAGCUGGCGGAGGCGCGCGCGGCCAGCGAGCGCCACGCCGAGCAGCUGCGCGCGGCCCAGGAGCUGCACAGAGAGACCAGCCGCGCCCUGCAGGACUGCCAGCGCGGGGCGGAAGCGCUGCGGGCCGAGCUCGCCGAGGCGGAGAGGCAGCACGGCGCCGAGGUGGCCUACCUGCGCGGCCUGAUCGAUGAGGCCAAGGCCGAGUACCUGCGAGAGGUGGACGCGCUGGAGAAGAGCCUGGAGGAGGAGAAGAGGCGCAUGAAGGACUGCGCGGAUCGGAUGAUCGGCAACGCGGAGGCCGUGACGCGCGAGACGCUGCAGGCCUGCCGGGCCGAGAGCGAGGAGAAGAUCCGGCGGAUCGUUGGCGAGACCGACGCCAAGAUUCGAGAGGCGGCCAAGGCCGCGGAGGAGAGAGAGGGCAAGUACAAGUGCUGCCUGGAGCGCCUGGAGGCCGAGAAAGCUUCGCUGGUGGCCAAGCUGUCGCAGAGCCAGGCGGAGGUCGGCGCGCUGACGGUCAGCCUCGCGGAGCUCAAGUGCGCGGCCGAGACUCAGGAGAGCUUCAGCCAGAGCCUGCAGGCAGAGCUGGACCGCGUGGAGGCCGAGCUGGUGGAGAAGAAGGAGGAACUGCGCAACCUGAAGGACCAGCUGCGUAGCGAGUCGGCCGAGAUGGUGGCCCGGCGGCGGCGAUUCGAGGUGGUCAUGGCCGAGAACCAGGCGUCCGUGGGCGCGCUCACCCGCCGCCUGGCCCAGUGCCAGGCCGAGAACGAGGCGCUGCAGCGCCAGCUGCAGGCCGCCGAGGAGCAGCGCCGGCUCCUCGAGGCCGCCUCGCAGACCGCGGCGGCGCUGCAGGACCGCCUGGACGUCGUCGCCGGCAGCAUCGCCCGCAAGCUCGACUGCAUCGCCCAGGCGGAAACGACCAGCCUCGACCAGAUCAGCCUCGCCAAGAGCAGCCUGCUGUCCAACGUCGACCGCUUCAAGAGCCUCGCGCUCCAGCAGCUCGCCCAGUCCAGGCACAAGUCCGAGCAGAACGCCGAGCUGAAGGCCAGCCUGCGCGAGAUGUCCGAGCGCCUGGGCGACGCCACGGACAUGCUGCUGAGGAUGGAGGAGCUCAACGACGAGCAGUGCCUGCAGACGUCCAAGCUGCAGCUGCAGGUCGGCAAGCUCCAGCAGCAGCUGGACGAGAAGGAACGCCGCAUCCGGGAGAUGAGCGAGGCCUGCGAGGCGCACCUCGAGCAGCAGCAGCGCCACGCGGCCGAGGCGAACGAGCAGCUGACCAAGGCCGAGCAGGAGGCCCGAGCGUGGCAGGCGCGGCUGGCGCGGACAGAGGGAGAGCGGGAGCGCCUGCGCGAGCUGGCGAGCAAGUACGAGAGCCAGCUGGGGAGCCUCGAGGCCGAGCGCGGCUCGCGGCGCCAGCACCAGUCGGACGAGAAGCCCGCGGACGCGCACAGGACCAAGCAGAUCUACCAGCUGAAGGACAAGCUCGACCUGCUGCGGAUGCGCCAGGAGCUCGACGCCAGGUGCCGCGUCGAGGAGAUCGCCAGCCAGCUGAACGAGAAGCUGAAGCUGGAGGCGCGUCGCCAGAUCGGCACGGGCAAGGAGAACCAGCUGUCGCCGCUGCUGCUGUCGCCGCACAAGCAGUUGUUUCCGAAGAGUACCAACGCCACGCCCGUCUCGUCGCCCGGCAAGCUCCACCCGGCUACCCCUCUCCGCACUCGCAACGACUGACUUUCGCCUCGCCAACGUCCUCGUUCGCCUACUCCGCUGCUUCCUGCUGCCGCCCUCGCCCUUCCACUGCGAUUAGACCUCGAGCCCCGAUCCUUUUCCGCUUGUUUCUCGCAUUGUUGUUUUUCUGUUUUCGUUUUUUGAGCCCCGUUGUUGAGAAACUUUGCCCGACGUUCACUCUAAAGCCGACCUCCCCCCAUUUUCCCCGCCUGCCCCACCUUUCCCGUUCGCAAAUCUCAAUCCUCCUGUUAUGUGAAAUUCUGAAUCUUCUUUGCGGAGAGAUCGUCAAGCUUGUUUUCUUUUUUUUGAAAAACCGUUAUUGUCCCUAGAUUAAUUAAUCGGUGAGUUGUUUUGCAUUCAACUCCUCCACAAUAUUAUUAUUCAUUUACGUUUACUUUUGCAACUUAUUAUAUCAUUAGUCUAUAGAAAUAUAAACGUUUUGAUUGUGUAACGGUUGAAAGUCUGAAUCCUUUUUUUAAUACAACUUUUACAUAAUAAAGUAUAAUUUUUAAAUGUUUUCGCAUUGUAUUAGGGUUGGGUUUAGAGCGAGCGAAGCGAGACUCGCGUUACAGCCGAGAAUCCGUGCUCGCUGACGAACCAACGAUUUUUGUAAAUAAAGGUAAUUUAUUUAAAAA